GUCGGGCAUCCAUCUCGCUUCCCUUUCCACCUUUAAUUCCCCUCUUCUCGCGGCGUGUGGAGACUAUUGGCCGCUGCCUCUUUAAGGGCCGCCACUCCUCCCCCCCUCCCAAGCGGUGGCACCAAGUGGUGGUGGUGGGGAGCUGAGCCUUCUCUCCUAGUCAACUAGGGAAGAUGGCCCAGGUCGGGGGAAUCGCUUCCACGCCCUGUUACCCCCUCCCCUGAGUCGGCUGAGCUGGGGGCACCCUUCCUUUUUUCCCUCCCACCCAUGCGCGACGUGGGAAUGGCUCCGUGGCCUGACUGGAACAGCUCUCUGGCCUCGUGGCCAGAUGCCCUCACCCUGGCGCCCAAUACUGCCAACACGAGUGGGCUGCCAGGGGUGCCGUGGGCGGUGGCUUUGGCGGGGGCGCUGUUGGCGCUGGCGGUACUGGCCACCGUGGGAGGGAACCUGCUGGUAAUCGUGGCGAUCGCCCGGACCCCGAGACUCCAGACCAUGACCAACGUGUUCGUGACUUCUCUGGCCACAGCUGACCUGGUGGUAGGACUCCUGGUAGUGCCGCCGGGAGCCACCGUGGCGCUGACUGGUCACUGGCCCCUAGGUGCCACUGGUUGCGAGCUGUGGACCUCAGUGGACGUGCUGUGCGUGACCGCCAGCAUCGAAACUCUAUGCACCCUGGCUGUGGACCGCUACCUGGCGGUGACCAACCCGCUGCGCUACAGCGCGCUGGUCACCAAACGCCGCGCCCGGGCCGCCGUGGUCCUCGUGUGGGUCGUGUCCGCCGCGGUGUCGUUUGCGCCCAUCAUGAGCAAAUGGUGGCGCGUGGGGGCCGAUGCCGAGGCGCAGCGUUGCCAUUCCAAUCCGCGCUGCUGCGCCUUCGCCACCAACAUGCCCUACGCGCUGCUCUCGUCUUCGGUCUCCUUCUACCUUCCGCUGCUUGUGAUGCUUUUCGUCUACGCGCGAGUUUUCGUCGUGGCUACGCGCCAGCUGCGCUUGCUGCGCCGGGAGCUGGGCCGCUUCCCGCCAGAGGAGUCCCCGCCGGCUCUGUCCCGCUGUCUGUCCUCCUCUCCCGCGGGGCCGUGCGCUCCUCCCGCAGGGCUGCCCUCCUACGGCCGGCAGCCGGCGCGCCUUCUGCCUCUCCGGGAACACCGGGCCCUGCGCACUUUGGGUCUCAUCAUGGGUACCUUCACGCUUUGCUGGUUGCCCUUCUUUGUGGCCAACGUGAUGCGUGCCCUCGGGGGCCCCUCUUUGGUUCCCAAUCGGGCUUUCCUCGCCCUUAACUGGCUAGGCUACGCUAAUUCUGCCUUCAACCCGCUCAUCUACUGUCGCAGCCCUGACUUCCGCAGCGCCUUCCGCCGUCUGCUGUGCCGCUGCCGGCCAGAGGAGCACCUCGCCGCGGUCCCCGCGUCCCGCCGCCCUUCCGGCACCCCUGCGGCCCUGACCAGCCCCGCGGAGUCCAGGCAGUGCUCACCGCUCGACCGGGGAAUGAGGAUGACUGGGAUGGCUGACUCCUAAAGUUCUGUGAAGUCCUAGGCGGAGCUUAGCACCUUCAGCAUCCACUCCACCCAGGGCACAAGCAGUGCUAGGCGCCCCCGAUGGCCAUGAGAGGUACAGCAACUGUGGACUUGGCAAUGCUGGUCUGCUGACUACUCUGGCAGAGAGACGUGCAGUUUUCUUACCGCUAUGGACCUUCAGAACUGGAAGAGACCAGAAAAAUGAUUUUGUCCAAUCCUUUGAUAAAAUGGAUGAAGAAACUAACGUCUAGAGAGGUGAAUCGUGAGUAGCCAAGAUUACUUUAGUAAGUGAAAGGCAACCCUGUGGUUGGUAGUAUGAAGAGCACAAAAUUUGGAGCUGAGAAACAAGUAAGAAAGGGAGGAGGGGACUGAUCAUUUAUUGAGCACCAAUAAAUAUGACUGUAAGAAGUGCUCCACAAAUGUUAUGCUGUAGUGAGCCAAAUAAAAAAAUAGAGCCUUAUAGAAAUCAAAUAACUUUCUUGUGUUGAUUCUGAUUCAGUCUACCAGGCACCAACGUUCAUUUUGUUUACUCACUGAGGAAAGUUGCCCAGUCAGUCUUAGGCAGAGAAAAAAGAUGAUUUUGUGGGGGAGGGAGAUUCUGGUUUGUAGAAUAAUCUGCUAAUAAUCAGUUAUGUGACACCGAGGAAGUUCCUUAGCGUCUCUGACAUCUUGUUUACCUGCAAAUCAAAAUGGAGAUUUUAUUAUUUUGUUAUUGUCCUACUCAGCUCACGCAGACUGGGUUUGAAGACCAAAUGAGAGACUGUAUGUAAAAAUGGUUUGGAAACUGAAAGGGCUCCGCCAGUAUAAGUGAUGUCAUUAGAGUAUGGAGCUUGGACUAUUCCCAAGUUUCCUGGUUUGAAUCCUUGUAUGGUUCUGCUUCUAUCGACAGCCUGGAUCUUGGGCCCAUUUGUCUUUGGUCACUGUGGGCAUGACCUACCUGGUCUUUCUUCCGCAGGUUCCUCCCCACCUCAGACUGAUUCUUCUGGUUCCACAUCCAGUCCCCUCCCCGUACAUCUCCCCCUCUGGCUCUCUUUUCAUGUUGUGAGGAUGGACAGAAAGUUUAGGAGAGAGGACACUUCCAGAUGUCAGUGCUUUAUGGGACAUUAUAGUAGGGGCUUGUGAGAAGGGGGCCCUAAGGAACCAGAGAAGGGAGAUGGUGUACUAGUUUACUAGGGCUGCCAUAACAGAAAUGUAUUCUCUCACAGUUCUAGAACUAGAAGUCCAAAGGCAAGGUGUUGGCAGGAUCAUGCUCUUUCUGAAGGCUCUAGGAGAAGAAUCUUUCUUUGCCUCUUGUGGCUUCUGGUGUUUGCGAUCACCCUUGGUUGCUUGGCUUGUAGCUGCAUCACUGUAACUUCUGCCUCCAUCUUCACAUGGCCUUCUUCCCAUGUGUGUCUGUGUCAAAAUUUACCUCUUCUUCUAAGGACACCAGUCAUUGGAUCAGGGCUUCACUUAACUCAGUAUGACUUCAUUUUAACUUGAUUACAUCUACAAAGUCCCUAUUUCCAAAUAAGGUCACAUUCACAAGUUCUGGCGUUAGGACUUCAACAUAUCUUU
Messenger RNA from Rhinolophus ferrumequinum (greater horseshoe bat), 3065 nucleotides. It is a transcript of the gene ADRB3, whose product is annotated as adrenoceptor beta 3. NCBI's taxonomy places the organism in Eukaryota, Metazoa, Chordata, Mammalia, Chiroptera, Rhinolophidae. Gene Ontology annotation, molecular function: epinephrine binding; norepinephrine binding; beta3-adrenergic receptor activity. The coding region runs from base 268 to 1512 and encodes 414 amino acids. Gene Ontology annotation, biological process: norepinephrine-epinephrine-mediated vasodilation involved in regulation of systemic arterial blood pressure; adenylate cyclase-activating adrenergic receptor signaling pathway. Gene Ontology annotation, cellular component: membrane. The transcript is spliced from 2 exons. The record is from RefSeq and is a predicted model, not a curated record.